Messenger RNA from Closterium sp. Yama58-4, 2256 nucleotides. Lineage: Eukaryota; Viridiplantae; Streptophyta; Zygnematophyceae; Desmidiales; Closteriaceae. The record is from the annotation of a GenBank genome assembly.
AUGCAGCCCACGUCAGCAUCGGGGGGACCGCAUUCCGCCAACCGGGCCACCGCGGGAACAGCGGCUCCGCCUCCCGCGCAUGGGGCCUCCCCCAUGGGCGCAGGCGGCGGAGAUCAUGCGCAAGCCGCCGGUGGCGGGGUGAUUGCCGUGGGAGGCGCAGCGGAAGCGGGAUCGGCGGCGGGAGUCGCGGAACUCUCUAAAGCCGCGGCGCGGCGAUUGGUGGACCUGCGGUCCGACACGGUGACCAAACCGACCAACGCGAUGCGGGAAGCGAUGAAGAACGCUGACGUGGACGAUGACGUCAUCGGGAUAGAUCCGACGGUGGACAGGCUUCAGAGGCAGGUGGCGACGAUGAUGGGGAAGGAGGCGGGGCUGUUCGUGCCGUCCGGGACCAUGGGGAACCUCAUCUGCGUUCUCGUGCAUUGUGAGGUGCGGGGCAGUGAGGUUAUCUUGGGAGCAGACUCGCACAUCAGUGUAUAUGAGCAGGGGGGAGUGGCCACACUUGGCAGUGUGCAUCCGCGCACGGUGGUGAACAAGGCGGACGGCACCAUGGACCUCAAGAAGGUGGAGCUGGCGAUUCGGAAGGACGAUGAGCAUUACCCGGUUACCAGAUGCAUCUGCCUCGAGAACACCCACAACAGGUGCGGUGGGCGCGCCAUAACAGUGGACUAUACAGAGCGACUGGCAGAGCUGGCAUCGUGGUAUGGACUCAAGUUUCACAUCGAUGGAGCGAGAAUAUUCAACGCCGCUGUUGCUCUCCGGGUGCCAGUGGACCGCCUAGUCCGCCCGGCUCACAGUGUUUCUGUGUGUCUAUCCAAAGGCCUGGGAGCGCCAGCAGGGAGUGUGAUUGUGGGAUCCGUGGAGUUCAUAGCCAAGGCCCGUCGCCUGCGGAAGGCACUGGGCGGCAGCAUGAGGCAGGUGGGCGUGCUGGCAGCAGCGGGGCUGGUGGCCCUUCAGGAGUCGGUGCCUCGCCUGAUCAGAGACCACCAACGCGCCAUGCAGCUCGCAGAGGGGUUGGAUACAUUGGAUGGGUUGGCAGUGGAUGUGAGCACAGUGGACACCAACAUUGUGACCAUGGACGUGAAGGCCGAUUGCCCCAUCGGAGCCGAGGAGCUCUGCAAUGCUCUGCGGCAGGCUGGCGUUCUCACCACCCUGCGCAGCAACAACAAGAUAAGAAUGGUCACACAUUAUCACAUCUCAGCAGAAGACAUACGAUACACUCUCGCAUGCACACAGCAAAUUUUGCUUAAGUCAUCCCUUGAGGAGGAAGACUCCACUCUGAACCACGGAACGACGUGCGCGUCGAACUACGUGGUGUAUUCUAGCGAGGCGAGCGCGUAUUUGGCAGAUCUGAUCGCGCAGCAGCUUAGCGUCGAACGCGGGACGGUGAUCCGGAAACAGUUCAAAGGAGGCGAAAAGUACCUACGCGUUCUGAUGGACGAAAAAUACCAGCUGGUGGGUCAGGACGUCAUAUUCGUGGCAGCCACACACACGGACGACGACCUGCUGGAGCUCGUCCGCCUGGGCUGCGCCUUCGCUGCCUAUGGCAGCCGCCGCCGCAUCUUCGUCAUCCCCUUCCUCGGUUAUAGCACCAUGGAGAGGCAGGUGCUACCGGGGGAGGUGAUAACCAGCAAGGUGAACGCGCGCAUUCUCAGCAGCAUCCCCAACAGCAAGCUGGGCAACAUCUUUCUCUUUAUGGACCUUCACGUGCAGUCGCUGCUGCAGUACCUCGAAGGACCCUGCACCCGCAUGGAGCUGUAUGCAGAGCAGGCGCUAUUGGAGGGCAUCAAGACGCAUCUGGACCUAUCUCAGCCGUUCAUGUUCGCCUCAGCUGAUCUCGGCCGUCCACUGUGGGUGGAGAGCUUUGCGCGCAAGUUCAAUGUGGAUGUGGCCUUCGUGAGGAAGUCAAGGCACAUGCAGGAGACAUCGGUGCUAGGAGUGGUGGGCGAGGUGACUGGCAAGCAUGUGAUUAUAUACGAUGAUAUGACACGCACUGGAGGCACGCUGGUGAAGGCAGCAGAUGCAUACAUGGCCAGAGGAGCCAGUCGAGUCAGCGCUGUUCUCAGCCACUUCGCAUUGGCAUCAGAGGAGGUAAUUCGCAUGCUAGAGGAGAGCUGCAUCAGUGUCAUCAUCUCCACUAACAGCCACCCUAUGAGCAUGCAUCCAUCUGUGGCAGGAUCAAAGCCCAGCAAGUUCCGCAUCUUGGAUGUGUCACCAAUCUUUAGAGAGGCGAUUUUGAAGCUUAUGCAUGAAUAG